UCGCAGCAACCGCACGGCAUUUUUCACACGGUGUAAGCUGCUGGAAGAAAACAACAAUGGCUUCAAUGGCGGCGAGAAACGCACUUCUCAAGUACCUAAGAGUGCAAGCAAGACCAGUGCUUCAAAACCCUAGCCCACUUUCUGUCUCAUUCAGCAGUAUUCUGCAGCGACGCCACUUCUCAGAAGAGGUCAGGGGUACAUUCCUCGAUAAAUCGGAGGUCACCGAUCGAGUCGUCUCCGUCGUCAAGAACUUCCAGAAAGUCGAUCCUUCCAAGGUUACACCAAAUGCCCAUUUCCAGAAUGAUCUCGGGUUAGAUAGUUUAGACACCGUGGAGCUUGUGAUGGCAUUUGAAGAAGAGUUUGGGUUUGAGAUUCCUGAUAAUGAAGCAGACAAGAUUAGUUCCAUCAGUCUUGCUGUUGACUUCAUUUCAUCUCAUCCCCAGGCAAAAUAGGGGAACAAAGAAGCUUCCCUGCUAUUUUCUACCUUUUUUCUGUGAGGAACUAGCUCAUCAAGAGAGACCGGGUUCUUGGUACUUAGAAUUUAUAUUUCUUUUUUCGUUUCCGGAUAUUAAAUACAUCAUUGCUCACAAUCUGUGUUGAAUUAUGUUUGGAAUGUAUUUUGAGCAUUUGCUGACACUGAUUGCUGCUCUUUUGCAUAAUUCCUGAUGAUGGAAAUUACUAUGGUUACUGUGUUAAUUUGUUGCUAA
Molecule: messenger RNA, 707 nt
Organism: Cornus florida
Lineage: Eukaryota; Viridiplantae; Streptophyta; Magnoliopsida; Cornales; Cornaceae
Product: acyl carrier protein 2, mitochondrial-like
Exons: 2
Coding region: 57-452 (131 amino acids)
Biological process (GO): fatty acid biosynthetic process
Cellular component (GO): mitochondrion
Molecular function (GO): acyl binding; acyl carrier activity
Source: RefSeq, a predicted model, not a curated record